Messenger RNA from Elaeis guineensis (African oil palm), 3090 nucleotides. RefSeq names its product histone-lysine N-methyltransferase family member SUVH2. Gene Ontology annotation, cellular component: nucleus. Gene Ontology annotation, molecular function: histone methyltransferase activity; double-stranded DNA binding; protein binding. The record is from RefSeq and is a predicted model, not a curated record. Lineage: Eukaryota; Viridiplantae; Streptophyta; Magnoliopsida; Arecales; Arecaceae.
CUCUUGCUUCUCAUCUCAUCCAUCUUUCUCCUCUUUCUCCUAUCCUCUCAACAUCUUUGGUAACUAAAUUAUUCCAAGAAAACCAGGAAAAGUCAAAGGCAAAUCCCAAGUUUCCAUGGAUCCACCACGCCCUCCAAUCACCUUCCUAGAUUUAAACCAAACGCCUCACCCGCUAAUUUCCCCCAAAAUCGAGCCAGGAGAGCAGCAAGAACCCUCUAAUGGAGGAGGAAAUGGACCUCGAUUCCCCCUGCCAAGCUCCAACCCUCAUCCUGACCCCUUCCUCCUCGCCGACCUCCUCCCCCGUCCCCGCCAGGUCACCCCCGGCCCCGAUGGCGACGAGCUCGUCGCCGACUACCUCCGCCGGGCCGAGAGCUACCUCGCCUCCUACGUCGAGGGCCUCCACCGCCGCCUCUCCUCCCCCUUCGGCGCCGGAGCCGCCGAAGAUGCUGGAGGUUCCAAGGCCAUCGUCCCCGCCCCCGAUGCCGCCGCCGGAUCCUCCACGGCCAUCGUUCCACCCUCCGAUGCCACCGCCGGAUCAUCCUCGGCCAUCGUCCCCGCCGCGGCCGACCUCGUCGCCCCCAAGAAGAAGAAGCCCCGGUCCGCCGAGAUGGUCCGGGUCUCCUCGGUUCCCGCCGCCGACAAGAUCUACCUCCGGGACGUCGUCCGCCGUGCCCGGAUCACCUUCGAAUCGCUGCGGCACCUCCUGCUCCGGGUCGAGGAGCGGACGGAGGCCGCCCCGUGGCUGCCGCCACCGCUGCCGCCGCUGGGGCGGCGAGCCCGGGCGGACCUCGCGGCGGCGGGGCUGAUGAAACACCGGGAUCUCUGGCUCAACCGCGACCGCCGGAUCAUCGGGUCCAUCCCUGGGAUCGAGAUCGGUGACGUCUUCUUUUACCGGGUGGAGCUCUGCGUCGUCGGCCUCCAUGGGCAGAUGCAGGCCGGGAUCGACUACGUACGGGCCAGUCAGACCGGCACCGGCGAGCCCAUUGCCACGAGCAUCAUCGUCUCCGGCGGCUACGAGGACGACGACGACAGAGGGGACGUCCUCAUCUACACCGGCCACGGCGGGAGGGAGAAAAGAGAUGCCCGGCAAUCGGUGGACCAGGAGCUCAAGGCUGGCAACCUGGCCCUCAAGUACAGCAUGGACUACGGUAUCGAGAUCCGGGUUAUCCGCGGGUCCAAGACCGAUUGCAGCCCCUCCGGCAAGGUUUAUGUCUAUGAUGGCCUCUAUAAGGUCGUCGACUGCUGGAAUGAUGCCGGAAAGUCUGGCUUCGGUGUCUACAAGUACAAGCUUGUAAGAAUUGAAGGCCAACAAAUGAUGGGCAGCUACGUGCUUAAGCUUGCAGAAGAAUUGAAGGUCAAUCCUUUGGGAGUGAAGCCGGUCGGAUACUUGAGCCUUGACAUCUCAAACGGGAAGGAGACUUUGCCUGUGUUCAUUUUCAAUGAUAUAGAUGAUGACAAGGAGCCACUGCUUUUCGAGUAUCUGGCUCGUCCAUUCUACCCGAGUUGUGUUUUUAAUGAGAGAGGUUGGGUUGAUGGAGGACCGGGGUGUCAGUGUGCAUCCAAUUGCUCGUUUGAUUGCCACUGUGCAAGAAGAAAUGGUGGUGAGUUUGCUUAUGAUGGAAAUGGGCUUCUUUUGAAGGGGAAGCCAUUGAUAUAUGAGUGCGGCACCUUGUGCCAAUGCCCAAUGAGUUGUGCGAACCGAGUGAGCCAGAAGGGAGUAAGGAAUCAGCUGGAGGUGUUCCGAUCGAGGGAAACAGGGUGGGGAGUCAGGUCCUUGGAUUUUAUCCGGGCGGGAGCAUUUGUUUGUGAGUUUAGUGGGGUUGUGCUGAAGAAGGAGCGGUCAGAGUUUUCUAAGAUUGGUGGCGAUAGUUUGAUCCAUCCCAGUAGGUUUCCAGGAAGAUGGAUGCAAUGGGGAGACAUUUCUGAUGUCUUUCCUGAUUAUACACCUCCUAGUUUCCCUUCUUUCCCAGAGUUGAGCUUCUCAAUAGAUGUAUCGAGAAUGAGGAAUGUUGCUUGUUACCUGAGCCAUACGUGUAGCCCAAACGUGUUUGUGCAGUUUGUACUAUAUGAUCACUAUAAUGAGUCGUACCCUCACCUUAUGGUCUUUGCAAUGGAGAACAUCCCUCCUCUAACAGAGUUGAGCAUUGAUUAUGGGGUGGGAGAUGAAUCUGUCCUUUCCGGGUUCCUUGAAAGUCCAUGAAUUUUGGAGGCAAAAAUGCUGAUCUUUGGACACUGACACGAGGAGCUGCUUUUCCCUGACAUCAAGCAUGGCAGUCAUCAAGUGUAGGCAUGUCAUCAGCCGAUAGGCUUGUUAAUAUAUAUUGGUUCAAAUACGAAGAGCAAGCAACAUGGUGGUGGUUUCAGAAUUGACCUUUACAAGCUUGUGAUAGUGAGCGCUGAGGCUACAUGUAGUCCUUUUUUGUUCUUCUUGCAAGAAAUUUGUUAACUUAAUGAUAUUAAGGAUGUUUAUGCAAAGUGGUAUAUUGGAAGCAAAAACCUGAAUCACUUUAGGUUUGUUUGGCAAUACAUAGGUACCUUGUGCUUCUUUCUAGUAUUGCACAACUUAUCAAGUUUUAUUAGUCAAAAACUAUGUCGUCAAAAAUUGAUAACCCAAACAUAUUUGCCAUUUCUAAAUUAGUUUUGCAUUCUUGUUAAAGCUUGUUUUGCUGAAAAUAAAAUGAAGCAAUCAAGUAAAAUCUAUCUGCACGGAUGCCAAAUUUUGUACGCGGAUUGGCACCUAGUGGUACUUAUCUGCUUGGACAUUAAAUUUUGUAUUUAAGACCGACGCUUGUUGGCAAGUGUAAAGGUAAAGCUACAUUUCAUAAAUGUGGUUCAUGAUAUUCAUUUAUUAUUGUAUCUGUUUACAUUUGGUGAAAAUCUCCUGUAAAAUUGUUGAAAAAACUAGAAAUUCAGGGCAUUUGCAUGCCCUUUCAAGACUUAGACCCUUGUAUGUACCCUUUUAAUGUAGAUUCUCCAAGUAGGAGGGCUUGUUCGAUCUUUUUCUCAAAAUUACCUUUUUCUUUGUUUGAUCAUAACCUGAUGUAUAAGAUAAUUAAUGAGUUAGUGAAGUUGCUUUUCUGAGUUUGUUCA